AUGUACGAGGAGCGUGCGUCAUGGGUGCCCGCGUUUUGCGAUGAUGUGUUCAUGGGUGGGCUACUACGUACCACUUCCCGUUCAGAGGCGGAGAAUAGGAUUUUCCAGGGUAACAUGAACAAGCACCUAUGCCUGGUAGAGUUUUUCACCCGCUUCGAGCGUGCGGUAAGAAAACAACGAAAGAACAACCUAGAACUGACCGCAAGUUGCAUCGGACAAACACCAGUUUUUGAGACACAACUACGAAUAGAGCGAUCAGCUGCAACAGUGUACACUUUGACUAUUUUUUAUGAGGUCCAAAAGGAAAUAAGUGCAGGGUGUUUUAAAUGUCGAGUUCGAUCAUUCACUGAGGCAGAAGGGUUGAAGACAUAUAUGGUUGAGGAUGAAAAUGAGCAACGAUACAUAGUCAUAGUGCAAGAUGGGAGCAACAUAGCAUGCACAUGCAGAAUGUACGCAAGAGUUGGUCUCCUUUGUAGCCAUGUUUUUGUCGUACUCAAAGAUGAACGUAUCGAUGACAUCCCCCCACAACAUAUUACACCCCGAUGGACGCGAGAAGCCGUGAAACACUCCCCUACUGAUACGGACGGAGAUAAACAGAAUGGUAACAACACUUUUGGGCACGACAACAAUGAGGAAGGACAACUAAUGAAUAUAUUUCGUAGAUGUUUGGGCAAGGCUAAAGGAAGACCAGAAAAAUGA
Molecule: messenger RNA, 699 nt
Organism: Ipomoea nil (Japanese morning glory)
Lineage: Eukaryota; Viridiplantae; Streptophyta; Magnoliopsida; Solanales; Convolvulaceae
Product: protein FAR-RED IMPAIRED RESPONSE 1-like
Exons: 1
Coding region: 1-699 (232 amino acids)
Biological process (GO): regulation of DNA-templated transcription
Molecular function (GO): zinc ion binding
Source: RefSeq, a predicted model, not a curated record